AUGACCCUCCUGGUCGCCCGCUACGCGCUCCGGUGGCAGGGACCGCCCGGAGGCCGUGCCUUGUCCCGCGCCGUCAUGGAGGUGGCCUUCCGAGGCGUGCGGAAAGUCCUCUGUGUGGCCGAGAAAAACGACGCGGCCAAGGGGAUCGCCGACCUGCUGUCUAGCGGUCGCAUGAGGCGGAGAGAAGGACUUUCUAAAUUCAACAAGAUCUAUGAAUUUGAUUAUCAUCUAUAUGGCCAGAAUGUUACCAUGAUAAUGACUUCGGUUUCUGGACAUUUGUUGGCUCAUGAUUUCCGGAUGCAGUUUCGAAAAUGGCAGAGCUGCAACCCCCUUGUCCUCUUUGAAGCAGAAAUUGAAAAGUACUGCCCAGAGAAUUUUGUAGACAUCAAGAAAACUCUGGAACGAGAGACACGGCAGUGCCAGGCUCUGGUGAUCUGGACUGACUGUGAUAGAGAAGGUGAAAACAUCGGAUUUGAGAUCAUCCACGUGUGCAAGGCUGUGAAGCCCAGUCUGCCGGUGUUGCGAGCCCGUUUCUCUGAGAUCACACCCCGUGCCAUCAGGAUGGCCUGUGAAAACCUGGCCGAGCCUGAUCAGAGAGUGAGCGACGCUGUGGAUGUGAGGCAGGAGCUGGAUCUGAGAAUAGGAGCUGCCUUCACCAGGUUCCAGACGCUGCGGCUUCAGAGGAUUUUCCCUGAGGUGCUGGCAGAGCAGCUCAUCAGUUAUGGCAGCUGCCAGUUCCCCACACUGGGCUUCGUGGUGGAGAGGUUCAAAGCCAUCCAGGCUUUCGUGCCAGAGGUCUUCCACAGGAUUAAAGUAACUCAUGACCACAAAGAUGGCAUCGUAGAAUUCAACUGGAAAAGGCAUCGACUCUUCAACCACACAGCUUGUCUUGUCCUCUAUCAGUUGUGUAUGGAGGAUCCUGUGGCAACCGUGGUGGAGGUCAGAUCUAAGCCUAAGAGCAAGUGGCGGCCUCAAGCUUUGGACACUGUGGAGCUUGAGAAGCUGGCUUCUCGCAAGUUGAGAAUAAACGCUAAAGAAACCAUGAGGAUUGCUGAAAAGCUCUACACUCAAGGGUACAUCAGCUAUCCCCGGACGGAAACAAACAUUUUUCCCAGAGACUUAAACCUGACAGCGUUGGUGGAACAGCAGACCCCAGAUCCACACUGGGGAGCCUUUGCCCAGAGCAUUCUGGAGCGGGGCGGCCCCACCCCACGCAACGGGAACAAGUCUGACCAAGCUCACCCUCCCAUCCAUCCCACUAAAUAUACCAGCAGCCUGCAGGGAGAUGAACAGCGACUGUAUGAGUUUAUCGUUCGCCAUUUCCUGGCUUGUUGCUCCCAGGAUGCUCAGGGGCAGGAGACCACUGUGGAGAUUGACAUUGCUCAGGAGCGCUUUGUGGCCAACGGCCUCAUGAUUCUGGCCCGAAACUAUCUGGACGUGUAUCCAUAUGAUCGCUGGAGUGACAAGAUCCUCCCUGUCUAUGAGCAAGGCUCCCGCUUUCAGCCCAGCACCGUGGAGAUGGUGGAUGGGGAGACCAGCCCGCCCCAGCUGCUCACCGAGGCCGACCUCAUCGCCCUCAUGGAGAAGCAUGGCAUUGGUACUGAUGCCACCCACGCCGAGCACAUCGAGACCAUCAAAGCCCGGAUGUACGUGGGACUCACCCCAGACAAGCGGUUCCUCCCUGGGCACCUUGGCAUGGGACUUGUGGAAGGUUAUGAUUCCAUGGGCUAUGAGAUGUCUAAGCCUGACCUCCGGGCUGAGCUGGAAGCUGAUCUGAAGCUGAUCUGUGAGGGCAAGAAGGACAAAUUGGUGGUUCUGAGGCAGCAGGUGCAGAAAUACAAGCAGGUUUUCAUUGAAGCAGUGACUAAAGCGAAGAAAUUGGACGAGGCCUUGGCCCAGUACUUUGGGGAAGGGACAGAAGUGGGCCAGCAGGAAGAGAUCUACCCAACUAUGCCGCAGCCCAUCAGGAAGUGCCCACAGUGCAACAAGGACAUGGUCCUCAAGACCAAGAAGAGUGGCGGGUUCUACCUCAGCUGCACGGGUUUCCCAGAGUGUCGAACGGCCAUGUGGUUUCCCGACUCGGUGCUGGAGGCCAGCAGGGACGGCAGCGUGUGUCCGGUCUGUCAGCCACAGCCUGUGUACAGGUUGAAGUUCAAGUUUAAGCGUGGUAGCCUUCCCCCAACCAUGCCUCUGGAGUUUGUUGGCUGUGUCGGCGGAUGUGAUGAAACCCUGAGGGAGAUCCUAAACCUAAGAUUUUCACGGGGCCCCCCCAGAGCUAGCCAGCCCUCUGGCCACCUGCAGGCUAGCCAGUCCCUGAACAGGAUGGAUGGCAGCCAGCACAGCCACCCCCAACCUCCUGGCAACAGACAGGCUGGGCCCGCAAAGGCUCUGGCCCAGCUCCUCCCCCCACCCACUGCUGCUGGUGAAAGCAACUCCGUGACCUGCAACUGUGGCCAAGAGGCUGUGCUGCUCACUGUCCGGAAGGAGGGCCCCAACCAGGGCCGGCAGUUCUAUAAGUGCAAUGGGGGUGGCUGCAACUUCUUCCUGUGGGCAGACAGUGGCCAUCCAGAAGCAGGAGGGCCUGCUGCCCCGGCAUCAAGACCCCCAGGUGGUUCUCUGGGACGCCUGCCAGGCUCAGGGAGCCACCUGGGUGGGUUUGGCAGCCCUGGUGAUGGCAGUGGUAGUGGCACGUCCUGCCUAUGCAGCCAGCCCACUGUCACACGGACUGUGCAGAAGGACGGGCCCAAUAAGGGGCGCCAGUUCCAUACGUGUGCCAAGCCAAGAGAGCAGCAGUGCGGCUUCUUCCAGUGGGUCGACGAGAACAUGGCGCCAGGGACUUUGGGAGCCCCACCCUGGCCAGGAGGGAGAGGAAGAACCGAGGGUCCAGAGGCCAGAAGCAAAAGACCCCGGGCCAACUCCGCAGACCCAGCGUCUACAGCUAAGAAACCCCGGAAGUGCAGCCUUUGCCACCAGCCUGGACACACUCGUCCUUUCUGUCCUCAGAACAGAUGAGGGCGGGGUAGGGUAGUGAGGGCCACUUUCUCAGACCUGCCCCCUUAAUGAGUUAACCAGGACCAGGUGGCCGUUCGUUGUCCUAGAAGCUGAGAAAGCAUCGCACCUUCCCGUGUUAAGGGGCACAAGGUCCAUACCACUGUCUAGAGAAGGUCAGCGCUGCUGGACAGGGGCCCUCUGCCCAGGGCUCAGAAAUGACCGUAGCCGCUGCUGAGAAGUCACACAUCUGCUUCCUGUGACCCUCCGCCCCAAGGAUAGUCACAAGUUAGGCAGGUCACAGUUAA
Messenger RNA from Propithecus coquereli (Coquerel's sifaka), 3296 nucleotides. It is a transcript of the gene TOP3A, whose product is annotated as topoisomerase (DNA) III alpha. The transcript is spliced from 19 exons. The record is from RefSeq and is a predicted model, not a curated record. Gene Ontology annotation, cellular component: chromosome; nucleus. Gene Ontology annotation, molecular function: zinc ion binding; DNA binding; DNA topoisomerase type I (single strand cut, ATP-independent) activity. Gene Ontology annotation, biological process: DNA topological change. Bases 1 to 3012 code for a protein of 1003 amino acids. Lineage: Eukaryota; Metazoa; Chordata; Mammalia; Primates; Indriidae.